AUGGCGUCUGCGCCAAAGAAACACUAGCGACUAAAUACAGGAAUGACUCCGACCUGUGAUUGGAUAAUAAAAAUUGUAAAAGUCAAUAAGUUAUAUCUUAACUCGUUGCUCGUGAGUAUUGUUCACCGCCUGUCUCGAAGCGGAACAAUGAAAUACCAAUGUAAAAACACCGAUGAGUCAAACAAGAAAUGGCUACUUACAUAACGAAGAGAAGGCAGAGUCUAUCUUGUUCAGCGAGGUCGUUCAGUGAUAUUCCGCCGAUGAAAAAGUCAUCCGCUGACAAGUUCCGCCGACAAACUCAUUUAGUCAGUUUAGGCGGACGACCAGAGACUGGAGCCAUUCGUGUAUUUCACCGCAGACAGGAAUGGCUCCAACUCAUGCGUAUAUUAAUUUUUUUUUCGUUCUGGCUAAAUAAUUUAUACACUGAGAUAAAAACUGAAAAAGCGAUUUAUUAGGUUCUUCUUAUGUUGUAGUCUACAGUGCUUGCAAAUGAAGCCCUCUUUUAUUAGUACAAGGCCAUGUAGUUUCCAAGUUUUAAAAUAAUGCAGCAACUGCAUGUCACGUUUGGAAAAUCACGCAAUGUUGCGUGACGCUGCGACCAAUGUCUUUAAUUUACAGCAUGCUCUGCUGGAGAAAUAAGGCUUGGUCGCAAUCGAAGGAGUUUUUUUUCGUGGAAAACUGAUUUUCUAGGGUAUUGUUCACAUGAAGGACAAAUCCAUUCAUCGGGCUCUUCAUCUUUUUUUGCACAACACCUAAAGGAAGAAAGUCGCGGAUUAAUUUUGCUUGGUAAUUUCUAACAACUCCACUAGACCUAAAAAAAAAAACCAAACCAAAAAAACGUCUUACCAGUCAAGCCAGUUGCAGUAGCUCUCGCACUGAAUCAUGUCGAAGUACCUUGACUGUUUGCAGUGAUGGUACAACCAAUCUUCGAACAGUUUUCGGGCAUAACAAGAAAGAGUAAAAUGAUUUUAUAAAACUUGUUCUAAAAUUAAUGAAGGCUGUUCAUCACAUGACGCUGUAUUGGAACGGGUAUAUCUCGUUUGCUAUUAUAUCACACUACUGUUUUAGACAAGGUAUUUAUACCAUUUAAAUUUAAGAAAGAAUGAGUAGAACAUAAACCACAUUUUCUGUAAAGUAUACGAGCCAUCCUAACCUAAUUUGCCAACUACUUUCUAGGCAUCGUCUGUAAAAAACCGCAAUUUUUCAAAUUUGAAAAUUUUUAGCUAAAACUGUGGCUCCCAAAAAUAUUUCUCACCUUGCCUAAAAAAUUUUCAGAAGAAAUUUUCAAAUUUUUUCACAUCUUUGCCUAUUCCUGCUCGUAAGUCCAGCCAAGCCCUUAUGGUCAUUGGCCCACGCAAUGGCCACUAUCAAUGGCUUAUAAAUAUAGGCAUUUGGUAUUGACUUGUAAAACUCCCUGAAGAAGUUUACGACAGUUAGACGAAACGCGUCAGAGAAUAAAGAAGUUUUACAACUACUGUUCGCACAGCGCUGCUCACUAGUUUAGUUUAAAAUUUUUAAAAAUUUUUUUAAAAAAAUUGUUGAAAAUUUUUUUAAAAAAAAUUGUUGAAAAAAAAAUUAAUAAACGUUUGAGUCGUAGCUAUUCCUGUCAGCGGUGAAAUACAGGAAUGGCUCCAGUCUCUGAUCGUCCGCCUGAACUGACAAAAUGAGUUAAGUCAGCAGAUUACUUUUUCAUCGCCGGAAUAUCGCUGAACGACCUCGCUGAACAAAAAAGGCUGCCUUCCCUUCGCUACGUAAGUAACCAUUUCUUGUUUGACACAUCGGUGUUUUCAGCAUUGAUAUUUCAUUGUCCCGCUUCGAGACACGCGGUAAACAAUACUCACGAGCAAGGAGUUAAGCUAUAACUUAUUAACUUUUACUAUUUUUAUCAUCCAAUCACAGGUCGGAGCCAUUCCUGUAUUUAGUCGCUUGUCCAAAGAAACCGAGGCGGACAUUGCUGAGCAAGUUUUUUCACUCUCCUUCGAGUGAGCAAAGCAAAGGUAAGGACCUUUAUUCAUUUUCGCAUGUAUUGCAUGCAUAAUGUAAAACCUUUGUAUUUCUGUGAUUUUAACGCUUCAAAUCAUGAUCUGCAUAAGCACACUUACAGAUUUCUUUGAACCGGGCUCUUACGCAGUAGAGCAAUCACCAGUAAUGUACUUGUGGUAGCGCUUAAUUAAACCCUUUAAUUAACUUUGUUGGCUCCUUUUACUAGAAAUAUUGAAACAAAAUCAAGUGCCAAGCUGCUUAGUUCUGUGAGAGACAACCUUUGGACUUGCAGUAUUUCCUUAUUGACAGACAGCGAGGGUUCUGUUAAGCUUACAAGUAUACCUGUUGGUUCGUUGGCGUACGAAGGCACAGUAGUGUUUUUUGGUGUGAGAGAGUUUCAGUCACAGGACUGUUGGUUAAAAACAGGAAAUCUUAACUAUCUUUAAUAAUUCCUUUGUGUUGGAAUGAAGGAGGAUGUAAUGAAAGUACACUUCAUAGUGGUGAAGCUCAUGUUGCAGUUGAUAUGAAUCAUUUCUUGAGUACUAGUUUGCUCCAGCGCAUAAGGUGGUACAAAAUAUAACAAGAAUAACCAUGGCUUAUUAUUUUUCUUCAGCAGGCGCCCCUGUGGACACCAAAAUUAAUCCAAAACAUCAUUCAACCAAACCUCUCCCUACUUCUCGUGCAAUUGAGCUAAUAAGCCAGUAUUUUAAAGAGUCACCAGGACUUCACUAUUUUUAUAAAUGCAAAGAAGGUUGUAAGAAAUUAUGUGAUGGUCGUUUUAAGCAUGAGUGGAUUCUUGAUAGACAAGUCGGAUAUUGUGAGAAAACCGGUUUGUGGUGGCUGGUAUAUGAAGAGGGGAAUGGUAUGUUUUGCUUGUUGUGUAGAAUGCACGAUUUUGAAAAUCCAUUUAAUCAACAAAAGAAGUUUAACCAGGUCCCUGCUGUAAGAUUUAAAAAGAGUGCACUGGUUGGAAAAGAUGGAUACAGUGGCUCACAACAACAUGAGACGGCCAUCCAGAGGGAGCACAAUAAACGAAUAUCGUACUUUCAUGAAGAGUUCGAAACCCAGCUACAGACAAAAGAUUCAGUGUUGCACCAUGCUUUCCUGUCAGCAUAUUGGUUGGCCAGAGAAGAAAUUGCUAAUCGCAAGUUCACAUCUUUGUUGGAACUAGAGGAGAUUCUUGGCGUUCCCGAAAUACGUCGUUUUGAUCACAGAUCUCAGGAUUCACAACGAGAAUUGUUUUUGCUGCUGGGCCAAGCUUUGAAGGAUGAAAUAGUAAAGAAGGUAAAGAACGCAAACAGCUACGGCCUGAUGGUGGAUGAAGCCACCGAUGUUUCCGUGGUAGAGCAGCUGAUAUCUUUUAUACAGUUUGCUAACCCAGAGACGGGUGUACCAGAGGUCCAUUUCCUGUCCAUUCAGGAUGUCCUGGAAAACUCAACAUCAGCGAAUGCAGCGACCAUUGUGAAACUAAUCAGAGAAGAAUUGUCAAAAGAUGGUUUGGAUAUCAACAAGCCUAGCAGUCCAGCCAGUGAUGGGGCAAGUGCCAUGACAGGCUCUCGCAAUGGGGUGGCAGCCAAGCUGAGGGAAACAGUCCCAACCCUCAUUAACAUCCACUGUAUCUGCCAUCGCCUCGCUCUUGCUUGCAAUGAUGCAAAUGACAGCCUGGCCUCAAUAUCGCAAGUAGAAACUGUCCUUCAGCAGCUGUGGAGUUUUUUUGAAAACUCUGCAGCAAGGUCAGCAGUUUACGUGCAAAUUACCUCUGAGAUGAAGGAACUUGAAAGCAUGUCUGAAAAGAGCAAAUAA
Molecule: messenger RNA, 3786 nt
Organism: Pocillopora meandrina
Lineage: Eukaryota; Metazoa; Cnidaria; Anthozoa; Scleractinia; Pocilloporidae
Source: the annotation of a GenBank genome assembly